Molecule: messenger RNA, 2725 nt
Organism: Haliotis rubra (blacklip abalone)
Lineage: Eukaryota; Metazoa; Mollusca; Gastropoda; Lepetellida; Haliotidae
Product: cadherin EGF LAG seven-pass G-type receptor 2-like
Exons: 12
Coding region: 44-1777 (577 amino acids)
Biological process (GO): multicellular organism development; cell morphogenesis; adherens junction organization
Cellular component (GO): plasma membrane; catenin complex; adherens junction
Molecular function (GO): calcium ion binding; cadherin binding
Source: RefSeq, a predicted model, not a curated record
CCCUUACACUCAUCAGCCCGUUGGAUUAUGAAACAACCCCAACAUGACGAUACAAGUAACAGCAAUGGACCAGCCCACAGGUGGGGCGACCCAGAUGACGGCAACAGCAACGCUACACAUCAGCGUUAUCGACAUGGAUGAUCUUCCACCUGCUUUUGACGAACCUUCAUAUGUAGGAACUGUCCCGGAACUGUCACCAAAGGGUACAAUAGUGAAUGUUACUAAGGCAAUCUCAGCCCGAGACCAAGACGUUACAAUCAACGCCCCCCUCCGGUAUUCAAUCAAGAAAGCCACCAACGACUACUUCAAGAUUGACCCUAACACAGCAGUGCUGUCCGUCAACAACCCGCCCCCUGCCCAGGAGUUCUCCAUCAUGAUCGAGGCGACUCAAGUUGACAACUCGUUCAGGACGGAUACAACCUUCAUGAAAAUAGUUGUAUCCGCUAUCAACAGCAAGCCCCCUGUGUUCCAACAGCAAUCCUACACAGCCAACGUACCCGAGAGUCUGCCCCUGGGUUCCACCAUUGUGACCGUCACAGCCACAGACUCGGACUUUGGCUCUAGACUACGGUAUUACUUUGCCAAGGAGGAAAACGUGUUCACAAUCAACGGAGGCAGCGGUGUAAUGCAGCUGAGACAAGCUUUGGACUACGAACGAGAAACUGGAUAUUCUAUCCUCGUGGUGGUCACUGAUGGACAGUUUAACACAACAACGACAGUGACGGUGUCGGUGUCUGACGUUAACGACAACAACCCUGUCUUCACACAGAAAGAGAUCACAGUUGAGAGAGAAAGAGUCACGGAUGAAUUAAUAACGACAGUCGAGGCAGUGGAUUACGACUAUAACACUGUGCUAAGUUUCUCCCUGGCGAGUCACACAAGCCUAUUCGCCAUUAACGCACAAGGAGAGCUCCGAAUAUCGGCCGAUAAAGACAACCUAACGGAAAACCAAUACGACGUGGUUGUCAUAGUAACAGACAAUGGCGUUCCUUCCCGUCAAUCUUCAGCGGUAGUGAAGGUCAAGUUCCCUCCACAGAGUCCAACCAUCGGGAACGUGACGAUGCAGGAAGGUGGAAGCGACGUCGUCUCCAUCUGCCUCGGCGUCGUCGCCGCGACUCUCCUCAUCAUUGUCAUCAUCCUAACAGUCUACAUUGUUAGACGCCUUUCUCUGUUCAGAAGACUACAGAGCACGGAACAGCUGGACAAGGCCAAGAACCGCAGCUCCCUCGACCCACGUGGCAUUAUGUUCAAGAAGCACCCCGGCUCAAGAGCCCCGUCCCGGGUAGCCAUCGACUUCGCCAACGAGGAGUCCACAGACGGAGGCACGACACUAGCAGAGAACCCGUUUACCCUGGAUGGCAACAGUAACUAUGGUUACAUGCAUAGCGACGAGUCCGAGAAUGACAGAGACGUUGACGAGAUUCAGAUCGAGACUGCUGUAAUUCCCUACAGAAAUGUGGGCAAAUUUUCUUCCAAUGGACCAGUAUUUCCUAAUAUGGAAGAUGAGGAUGGGCUACCUAUUAACGAUCACUCGUAUCACAACAGCUCCCUCAGCACGUUCAAGGAUUCUAACGACAGUCUCCAUAGCGACAGCACGAGCAGUAAAAAGGGACUUAUGAAAAAUAUGAAUGGCAUCGGGACAAAGUCUCUUCCGAAUAAAAAGUUGUCCUGGGCGGGGAAUGGCGAGAUGCCGUCAAAUAAAUCACUGAAUAGUCUGGAUCAUGACCCGGGCAUUUCGCCGAUUGACGAGAAGCCAGAAAUAACGGUAUACUUCUGAACAAUGAUGUAUUAUUGUGUGUAACCUUGACCUUCGUGAGGGACUCACGGAUAUGUUCAUGUUCACGUGCAAUUCAUGGAUGUGAGGACCCAGCGGUGACACGUGAUAUUGUACAACCACCAGCUUAUGUCCAGACAGUUGACAGUAUUGCUACAGGACACAGGACAACUGGAUGAUAUACCUUCUUCCAAGUGCUGGUUUUGUUGUUGCGGUAAACUGAGGACAACUGAUGUCAGGUCAUUAUAGAUACAUGCUGAUGGCCAAUGUUGGUAUUGAAGUCAGACUGAUCAGUGAUUCGCAGAAAGAUGUCUUGGAUCUUUAACUGGACUGCUGACGUAUUCGUGUAAAGUGAGUGAGUGUGGUUUUAUGCCGUUUUCAGCAAUAUUCCAGCAAUAUCACGGCAGGUGACACCAGAAAUGGGCACCACACAUUGUACCCACGUGGGGAAUCGAACCUGGGUCUUCAGCGUGACGAGCAGACGUUAUUUGUGUGAAGGACAGCUGAAUGAAAGUUGUAGGAUAAUUUCAAAGGAAAAAGGUCUUUCGUCCUCAAGAAUAGAGCGAAUCAGUUCAUCUUCAAAACAUCUGGUUGACGAAGUAUCUAACCUGCUGACAGGUUCGUUUCAAGGAAUACAACGAGCUGAUUCACUUACAGAGCAGCUGAUUGGCCCUUUGUCAUGACUGCUGAUUGGUUCGUUACCAGGAUUUCCUUUUUGUUUUGGUUUGUGAUUGAACGGUUUUCAGUGCAGCUGAUUCCUUCUGGUACCGAAGGGUGAUUGUAAGUGUUUCCUGUUGGUUAAAGAAUAGCAAUACGAACGUUCUGAUCUCUUCAACUGGGGAAACUCUUCGUGAAAGCCUUCAGUGACCUCCCUUGUUCUUAUGGACCAUGUGACAAAGCCAAAUUUCCGGGAUUUGAGUGUAUCACCAGAACGUCAAGGCCGAUAUAAAC